This is a messenger RNA of Sitophilus oryzae (rice weevil), 784 nucleotides long. RefSeq names its product dynein light chain Tctex-type (gene Dlc90F). The record is from RefSeq and is a predicted model, not a curated record. Bases 122 to 484 code for a protein of 120 amino acids. Gene Ontology annotation, biological process: microtubule-based movement. Gene Ontology annotation, molecular function: dynein intermediate chain binding. The transcript has 2 exons. Gene Ontology annotation, cellular component: cytoplasmic dynein complex; cytoplasm. Lineage: Eukaryota; Metazoa; Arthropoda; Insecta; Coleoptera; Curculionidae.
UUUUUAUGUUGACAGUGACAGAUUUACUUAGAAAAAAUCUGUUAUUUAUUUUACUAGGAUAGUUAAUUUUUAAGACAAUAAUAGGCUCUUUAGAAUAAGCCUCUUGUUAUAUUUUAGAAUAAUGGACAAAAAUCCCCAAGAUACACUUGACCAAGAUUUGCAAGAGGAAGGCCAGUUUGUCGUAGACGAUGUUAGCAAAAUUAUUAAGGAUGCCAUAGAAACAGUGAUUGGAGGCAAUAGUUAUCAGCAAAAUAAAGUUAACGGCUGGACAACUGCGGUAGUUGAAGCUUGUACGUCUGAAUUGACCAAACUAAUGAAACCGUACAAAUAUAUCGUAACUUGCACUAUAAUGCAGAAAAAUGGAGCUGGUUUACAUACGGCUAGCUCAUGCUAUUGGGAUAAUAACACCGAUGGCAGUUGUACAGUACGCUGGGAAAAUAAAACCAUGUUUUGUAUUGUAUCUGUAUAUGGUUUAGCUAUAUAAAGUUGUUUUUAGAUACUCUGUUGUAGGUAAAUCAAAAGGCUUUUUGACUGUUAAACACUUAGCAUACACAACAAAUUAUAAUUUAAAUGUUUUUUUUGCUGACUAAUACAUACGUUAAGAAUUCUUUCUGUGCUACUAAAUAAAUAACUUAAUUGUAAAGACCUUUUGAUGCUAGAAUAUCAUUAAGCUAUGCCUUAUAGAUUUAAGUUUAUUAGUUUUAAGUUUUUUUUUACGAUUAUUGUAGGUAUUUUUAAGUAAAUUAUUAAAUUCCACAUAUUAUUUACUAAAUAAAUUUAUUAU